AUGGCGUCGGCGUGUUUUCAGGAGGAAAAGUCCUUUACUUGUCCGGUGUGUCUGGACCUGUUGAGAGAUCCAGUGGCGAUACCCUGUGGACAUAAUUUCUGUAUGAGGUGUAUUAAUGGCUGCUGGGAUCAAGAGGAUUUGAAAGGAAAAUAUAGCUGCCCUGUGUGCAAGCACAAUUUCUGUCCUAGACCAAUGCUGCACAGAAACCCACUGAUUACUGAAAUGGUGGACAAGUUCAAAAGCACCCGUCUCCAAGCUUCUGAUCACUGUUAUGCUGGACCUGAGCACGUGGAUUGUGAUGUUUGCCCAAGGAGGAAACUCAAAGCUGUCAAGUCCUGUCUGGAUUGCCUCAAGUCAUACUGUGAAAUGCAUUUAAAGUCUCACAAUGAACAUGUUAAAAGACCUCACACCAUGAUUGAUCCCACAGCCCAGCUACAAGAGAGGAUUUGCCCUCGUCAUAACAAGGUUUUGGACAUAUUCUGUCGCACCGACCAAAGUUGCAUCUGCUAUUUUUGCGUGAUGGAAGAUCAUAAAGGCCAUGAUACAGUCAUAGCUGCAGCAGAGUGGAGCCUUAAAAAGGAGGGGUUGGCGCAGAAACAACACAGAUGCCAUCAGAUAAUCCAGUUGAAGGAGAAGGAGCUACUGGACCUGAGGAAGGCUGUGGAGACUCUCAAGACGGCAGAAGAGGACAGUGACAAGUUGCUUGCUGAGAUAGAGCAGGAGAUUGCUGAGCUGAAGAGGACAGAUGCUGAGAUGAAACAGCUUGCAAUGACUCAGGAUCCCAUCUAUUUCCUUAAGAACAUUGUGUCCAUUCCAGAUGACACAUACAACACUGUGUGGACCAGCAAAACCUUCAGAUUCUUUCAACCUAUGCAGAAAUCUGUCUCUGCACUGAACAGACAGCUGGAGGAGAAAUUAGAUUUGAUUGUCAAGCAGGAAGAAGAUCAUGAUCCCCCAGUCAAAAAAGCAGAUAGUAAGGACUGGCUGCCACCAAAGAUGUCUGAUGGCGAGGGUCAUAUUGCCGAACCAGUGACCAGAGACUUGUUGCACAGUUCCAGAUAUGAAAGGAAACACACUGUUCUGGACAGAAACAGGUUCACUCCUCUGCCAGGUACCCCACCAGUGUAUCUACUGAAUAUGAAACCAUCAGCAGGUCAUUUGAACAGGAAGGAAUUUGGAGAAGCAUCAUGCAGUAAUCGAUCAAACAAAACCAUCAUGCUUGUUGGUGCCACUGGAUCUGGCAAAACAACCCUCAUCAAUGGCAUGAUCAACUACAUACUGGGAGUUGACUGGGAGGACAACUGGAGAUUUAAACUGAUAGAUGAAGAGACCAUCAAAUCACAAGCACACAGUCAGACCUCAGACGUGACAGCCUAUCAGAUUCACCCUACUGAUGAAUUCCAAGUUCCAUAUUCACUCACAAUCAUUGACACACCAGGCUUUGGGGACACCAGAGGAAUCGAACAAGACAUGGAGAUCACAGAAAAAAUCAGAAAGUUCUUCACAAAUAAAAAUGGCAUUGAUUCAAUUGAUGCAGUGUGUUUUGUAGUGCAGUCUGCGUUAUCUCGUCUGACGCACACACAGAGGUACAUCUUUGAGGCCAUUCUCUCCGUGUUUGGGAAGGACAUUGCAAACAACAUCAUCACUCUGAUCACCUUUGCUGAUGGCAAAAGUCCUCCAGUGCUGGAAGCCAUCAAAGAGGCCAACAUUCCAUAUGCCACAAACAGAGAUGGGAUACCUGUCCAUUUCAAGUUUAAUAACUCUGUUUUUUUUGCCAACAACACAUGGGGCAGUGAUGAUGGUGGGGAGUUUGAACAAAUGUUCUGGAAAAUGGGGAUGGCCAGCAUGAAGACAUUUUUCACUCAGCUAGGCAAAAUGGAAACCCAGAGUCUGACCCUGACCAAGCAAGUUCUCCAGGAGCGCAAACAGCUGGAGGAUAUUGUUGAGGGAGUGCAGCCACUCAUCAGAAAGGGGUUGUCAACCAUGGAGGAAAUAAGGACCACCCAAGCUAUUCUGGAUAGACACAAGACCCACAUUGAAGCAAACAAGGACUUUGAGUAUGAGGUAGAGGUGGAGAAAUCUGAGAAGAUCGGUAUUCCACGUGGACAUUUCAUCACCAACUGCUUUGUAUGUAACUACACCUGCCACUACCCCUGCAGUAGAUCAGAUGAUGCUGACAAACACAAGUGUGCUGCAAUGAGAAAUGGAAACUGCACAGUGUGUCCUGGAAGAUGUGUAUGGAGUGUUCAUUUCAGCAUGUCCUACAGAUGGGAGAUUAAACGUGUGAAAGUGAAGAGGACAUAUCAGGAGCUGAAGAGUAAAUACGAGAAAGCAAUGGGAGAGAAGAUGGAUACAGAGACUAUUGUGGCAAAGAUGGAAGAGGAAUAUCACCAAGUGCAGGGAAAGGUUUUAGAAAUGAUGACCGAUGUAACAUUAUCUCUCACACGUCUGAAAGAGAUUGCACUUCGGCCAGAUCCUUUGUCUACUCCAGAUUAUAUUGACAUGCUGAUAGAGACAGAGAAAACGGAGGCCAAGACUGGAUGUCAGCAACGCAUUAGAGAGUUACAGGAAGUCAGAGAUAAUGCAGUUCUAAUGCAGAAGACCGCCAACGCUGUGUCUCUCAAGCUCCCUGAGUUCUGGGAAUCAUCUCCUUCAGCCUGGUUCGCUCAAACUGAGGCACAGUUUGCCUUGCGUCAGAUAACCGCCGACGAAACGCAAUACUACUACGGACUCAUGGACUCAGUGUUACGGGAUCUGCCUUUCCUGUUUGUGUACCUGGACGACAAGUAG
Molecule: messenger RNA, 2790 nt
Organism: Engraulis encrasicolus (European anchovy)
Lineage: Eukaryota; Metazoa; Chordata; Actinopteri; Clupeiformes; Engraulidae
Exons: 8
Coding region: 1-2790 (929 amino acids)
Molecular function (GO): GTP binding; zinc ion binding
Source: RefSeq, a predicted model, not a curated record